This is a messenger RNA of Cucurbita pepo subsp. pepo (vegetable marrow), 1644 nucleotides long. Its product is annotated as adenosylhomocysteinase-like. Gene Ontology annotation, cellular component: cytosol. Lineage: Eukaryota; Viridiplantae; Streptophyta; Magnoliopsida; Cucurbitales; Cucurbitaceae. Gene Ontology annotation, molecular function: adenosylhomocysteinase activity. Gene Ontology annotation, biological process: L-methionine cycle. The record is from RefSeq and is a predicted model, not a curated record.
AAAAAAAAUCCAACGAAGAGUUCAUUUCGUUUUGAUUUCUGUUUGUUUUUUGAUUUUUCGAUUCAAAUUUGAUCAGCAAUGUCUUUAUUGGUAGACAAAACCAGCACUGGCCGUGAGUACAAGGUCAAGGACAUGGCUCAAGCUGAUUUCGGUCGCCUUGAGAUCGAUCUAGCUGAGGUUGAAAUGCCUGGAUUAAUGGCUUGCAGAACCGAAUAUGGACCAUCGCAGCCUUUCAAGGGAGCGAGAAUCACUGGAUCUCUUCACAUGACGAUCCAAACUGCCGUCCUCAUGGAAACCCUAACCGCUCUCGGCGCUGAAGUCCGUUGGUGCUCCUGCAACAUUUUCUCGACUCAGGACCACGCCGCCGCCGCCAUGGCUCGCGAUAGCGCCGCCGUGUUCGCCUGGAAAGGCGAGACUCUGCAGGAGUACUGGUGGUGCACCGAGCGGUCCUUAGAUUGGGGCCCCGACGGUGGUCCGGAUCUGAUCGUUGACGAUGGUGGCGAUGUUACGCUGUUGAUCCACGAAGGAUUCAAGGCGGAGGAGGUCUUUGAAAAAUCAGGGACGCUACCGGAUCCUUCUUCAAGUACCAACUCUGAGUUUCAGAUUGUGCUCACCAUUAUCAGAGAUGGAUUGAAGACCGAUCCUAAGAGGUACCACAGGAUGAAGGAUAGAUUGGUUGGUGUCUCGGAGGAGACAACCACUGGUGUUAAGAGGUUGUACCAGAUGCAGGCUAAUGGAACUUUGCUGUUCCCCGCCAUUAAUGUCAAUGACUCUGUCACUAAGAGCAAGUUUGAUAACUUGUAUGGAUGCCGCCACUCACUCCCUGAUGGUUUGAUGAGAGCUACUGAUGUCAUGAUUGCUGGCAAGGUUGCUGUUGUGUGUGGCUAUGGAGAUGUUGGCAAGGGCUGUGCCUUCGCCCUCAAGCAAGGUGGAGCUCGUGUGAUUAUCACAGAGAUAGACCCAAUCUGUGCCCUCCAGGCAUUGAUGGAAGGCUUCCAGGUCUUGACCCUUAACGACAUUGUCUCCGAGGCUGACAUUUUUGUCACCACCACAGGCAACAAGGACAUAAUCAUGGUGAGUGACAUGAAGAAGAUGAAGAACAAUGCAAUCGUCAGCAAUAUCGGUCACUUCGAUAACGAGAUCGACAUAAAUGGGCUCGAAACUUACCCUGGAGUGAAGCGGAUUACAAUCAAGCCUCAAACCGAUAGGUGGGUCUUCCCCGAAACUAACUCGGGCAUCAUCGUGCUCGCUGAGGGACGGCUGAUGAACUUGGGAUGUGCCACUGGCCACCCCAGCUUUGUGAUGUCCUGCUCGUUCACAAACCAAGUGAUUGCACAGCUUGAGCUUUGGAAGGAGAAGAGCUCUGGAAAGUAUGAGAAGAAGGUCUAUGUUUUGCCUAAGCAUCUUGAUGAGAAAGUUGCUGCUCUUCACCUUGGCAAGCUUGGAGCUAAGCUCACUAAGCUCACUAAGGACCAGGCUGACUACAUUAGCGUCCCCAUUGAAGGUCCUUACAAGCCUGCUCACUACAGGUAUUGAACGGACAAGGUGAGACGAUAUCGGUUCUACGAUUUGAACGGUUUGUUGUUUUUAUUUCAAUCAAGUAUUAGAAUUCAUUAUAGAGCGAUAAGCUUCUAUUUGUCAUAA